AAUACUUUUAGUGCUGAAGUGUUUUGAAGCAGUUAAGUGGAACAUAUGUUAUACAAGGUAGGAAACUGAUUUCUUUCAAAUAUAUUGAACUAAACCUUAAUGAAAAGGGCAAGGUGUAGAAUUGAGCAGAUGGAAUUGAGCUAUUUAAAAAUGUUGUACUGUCUCUUAGAGGAAUUUUACCUUUGUCUUUUUACUUGUAUUAAUUGUACCCAUGGACAACGCUGCAGAAUGUAUCAGCGCUUUAUAAAAAAAAUAUUCAGAGAAAUCUAUCUAUCUAUCAUCUAUAUAUUCUAUCUAUCUAUCUUUCUAUCUAUCUAUCUCUCUCUCUCUCUCUCUCUCUAUCUAUCUAUCAUGUAUAUAUUCUAUCUACCAAAAUGUUAUCCUAAACUAGUGUUCAUUUGAGGACCAUUGUGUAAAGGUUGACAGACAAAACCUAUAAAUAUUUUUAUAACAAUGUUUCCAAUGGCAUAUACCCAUGAAGAAAGCAGAAAUUGCAACUUUGUAUACUAUUUAUUGAAACUGAAAGACCUGAUUUACAAGUGAGAGGCUACUUUUAACUGAUUUUAGUAAUUCUUAUAUAUAGAGGAGAGUUUUCUAGUAGGGUGAGUCCCUUAGCUCCUUUCGGAUUCUCCCUUUUUUUUCUUUCUCUGAUUGACAAAAACAAUCCUACAAAGUAAGAGCACAGAGCUAAGGAUACUCUUGACCUGAGGCUAUAUUUUAGACUGUGAUUUAAUGCCAAGUUUAAAUAGUGCAGAAUGAGGCAACUACGACAAUACUAGUCUUUUCAUCCUUAUUCAGAAUAGGCUGACUUAAAAUCGUAGUUCCUAUAAACUAAAAACACGAAUUUAGUGUCCAGCCUUACAGUGAUGAAUGUUGUGAACAAGCUCUAAAUUAAUAUCAUUAAAAUGCUGUCUUAAAUAUGCUAAUAUUGCUGGGAUGCACAUAAAUGAAAUUAAAAUGAUUAAAAUGUUAUUUAAAUCAGUUUAAUAUUGUUGGGACGUACAUAAAUUGAAUUAGCCUUAUAAAAACACCAUUUGAAUCCUAAUAAUAUUGUUAGGUGGCACAUAAACUCAUUAGCACAUGGAAAUGUAGAAUCAAUUACAAUUAAUCUAUAUUAAUGCAAUCUGCCCCCUCAAUAAUGCAUUGGACAUGCAUCUGUCAUUUACAGGGUUAAAUUCAGGAGGUGUGAUUACCAUUAGUGAAGCAGGUGUACAGCACAGGAUCUCAGUUAUCUGAUAGUUUCCAUUGCAGUUGCUUAAACAUUAAAAUAUUUCGGUUAGGAGGAGGGGCUGGGACACAUAUUUCACUGCUACUCAGUGUUGCUAAGGUGUUUAAAAUACAGAUAUAGACUAUAUUACUGUGCUAGGUUAUUGUAUCAUGAUAUUUGGAACAAUACCAAUACUCUACUGAAUACAUAUGAAGGGAUACUGUAGUUGUCAAAAAACUUUAGCUUCAUGCAGCAGUUUUAGUAAAUAGAUUAUGUUCCUGCGGUCUCCCUGCUCAAUUCUGGAUGCGCCUCUCCUAACUUUCACUGACACAGUCUGCAUGAAAAAAAGGUUUAAUUUUCAAUCAGAUGUUAAAUUACUUUAUACGUUUUGAUUCCCCUCUCUGUUAAUUAAACUUUAAUCUCCUUCAUCGUCUAGCAGGCUUCUAACAAAACAGAAAAUAAAAAAAAAUUAUAAAGCAAAUAAACUGUGCAAUAAAGGAAGUUUGAAAAUUAGAUCUCUGUUUACAGGAAGUGUUUAGUAAGGCUGUGUAAAUCACAUGCAGGGAGAUGUGGUUAGAGCUGCAUAAGCAAAGUAUUUUAACUUUUAAAUAGCAGGGAAUAGAGCAGUGAGAUUCCUGGGGCAUGGUCUAUUCACAGAAAGUACUUAAUUAAGUUAAAGUUGUUUUUGAGGUUAUAAUGUAUUUCUAACUGCCACUUGAGGAUUUAUUCAAUGAACACUGCUAUGUGUUGCUUGAUUGGAAAAAUCCAAUUCAUUGUUCCUUAUUAAUAAUUCCUACUUUAAAGAGAACAUCAUAUGUUGUGCAGGUCUGUUUUUUAAGUAUGCCAUCUCAGUCAACAGGAAAUAAUCCAACCAUUACCCAGGAACAAAAAAUUAUCAAGUCCUUAAAAAAACAAACAAAAAAAAAACAAGCUCAUCAAUAGGGUUAUUACCAUGGAGUAGGGCUACCAGAUUCAGAAUGUUUCCCUGACAAAUGAUUUCAACAUUCUCUGUUGAAAAGCAGAGAAUGUUCUACCCUAAAGCCUCCAACUACAUCUUGCAAUUCAGAUUUAAAAUUUAAAAUAAUGUCUUCUCAAUUAUAAAUUUAGUGAGUGAACCCCAAAAGGGGGACAUACCAUCUGAAGUCUUAGGCCCAAUAAAAGGCCAAAUAAAAAUCCAUACUAGCCAUAAAUGAAAAUACAUUUUAAAAAUGACGUGAUUGCAAAAGCCUGGCUGGAAAAAAAAGAAAACUAUGCCGCAACAAAAAAAAUAAUCUGUCUUCACCUGUGGUGGGCUUGCCGCAGAAUGAUCGCUCAUAGCAGGAAAAGCCCUUUUUUCCACACUAUGAUAGUUAUCGCAAAGCGUGGGAAAUUUUCCCAUGAUAUCACCAACCAAUUAGAGUGCUCUGACAGCUAAGUCUCAUUUUAUAGCGUCAGUAUUUAUGGAUUUUUGUUUGGAUUUUUUUAGAGGCUGAAGAAUCAGAAGAAAGAAAGUUUUAGAUUUUUUUGCCCCCCUCUUCACUAUUAUUAGGCUGGGUGGAGUAGAUUGGGGCUUUAUUUUAGGGGGUAGCUGGGGUUUAAGGACCCAUAGCCACACUAGAGAAGGGGUUACUAUUAUUUGGGGAGACAAGCCAUUUUAUUUGGGGGGACAUGCCAUUUUAUAAUUAAUUAGGGCCCCUAACCACUGGCAUGAGUAAGAAAAUAUGUGUCCCCAUCUUACUGUCAAUUUUAGUGUCCUCCUCCCCCCCCCCCCCAUAUCAGCAUGGGUAGGGGCUGAGGGAAGGGACAAUAAAUAUUAGGGCCCCCACUGGCCUGCAUAAGUCCCCCCUUAUUGUUAAAGGGACACAAUAGGGUCAGGAACACAAACAUGUAUUCCUGACCCUAUUGUGUUAAAACCACCAUCUAGAACCCCUGAUCCCCUCUUGCCUCCCUAAAUAUAGUAAAAUAUUACUUGCAUUCAAGAUAUGGGGCUAUAGUGGGGUGACAGGGGAAGUGCUGAAGUGACACGGUCUAUCCUGAGGGUUUAUACAAAAUGUUAUUUCCGUCUGCUUGACCCUUACCUUUGUCUAGGGAGGGUAGGGGAAUCCUGUUCCUGGUAGACUGGUAGACUCCUUAAAAAAGGAGCAGGAAAAAUAAUGAAGAGAGGAAUGGGGAAGAUGGGAGGAAAUAAUAGGAAUCUAGGGUAAGAUUGGGAGUAAAAAUAUGGGGAACUAGAGAUUAAUGAUUCUCACUAAAGAAAAAAUAUAGUACUUGAAUGGGAAAUUGAUUUGGCCACAGACACAAAAGAAGAGGGAAAUAAGGAAGUUAGGGGCUAAAAUAUCACUGUAGUAUGGAAUUAGUGAAAGAAAACUAAAGGGAAUAUCACUUUAACUUAGCACCAAUAUUUAAUGAUAGAGUAGUAUAUAAAAUAUAUUUUAUAAAUUUAGCAAGUAGUGAGUUUAAGAAGAAUAAAUGUAUACACACUGGAGAUUGCACUUUAAAGGACCACUAUAGUGCCAGGAAAACAUACUUGUUUUCCUGGCACUAUAGUGCCCUUAGGGUGCCCUCACCCUCAGGGACCCCCUCCCGCCCGGCUCUGGAAGGGGGAAAGGGGUUAAAACGUACCUUUUUCCAGAGCUGGGCGGAGAGCUCUCCUCCUCCGAUCCUCCUCUUCUCCUCCCCGUCGGCUGAAUGCGCACACGCGGCAAGAGCUGCACGCGCAUUCAGACGGUCACAUAGGAAAGCAUUCAUAAUGCUUUCCUAUGGACACUGGCGUGCUCUCACUGUGAAAAUCACAGUGAGAAGCACGCAAGCGUCUCUAGCGGCUGUCAAUGAGACAGCCGCUAGAGGAAAUAGGGGAAGGCUUAACCCAUUCAUAAACAUAGCAGUUUCUCUGAAACUGCUAUGUUUAUGAAAAAUGGGUUAACCCUAGCUGGACCUGGCACCCAGACCACUUCAUUAAGCUGAAGUGGUCUGGGUGCCUAGAGUGGUCCUUUAAGAUAUAUAAUUAAAGAUUAAUUAUCAGAUAUCUAAAGCUAGAUUAUUACUAGAGAUUGAGAAACUACACGGAACAGAAUAAUAUACAAACACAAAAUGAUAAAGGAAGAAAAAGAAGUAAGAAUUAAGGGGACAAAGUAAAUUUUUAUAAUGAGGGUUUGCUGUUAUAAUCUAAGAUAAUUAACAAACCACCUAAGAGAACAGAGAUGGCUAAAGCAAUAAUAGGUGAUAAAAUUGGAAUAAAAGUAAAGGGACCAUGCUACAGAUAAUAUAAAAUAACUAAAAGAGUAAUAUUAAUGAAUGAUAGCUAAAGAUAAAUACUAUAGAAGAUAAAUAAGAAGAUAACAGGGAAGCAAUGAUUUAGGUGGUAAUAUAUAUAUAUUGUCUCCUCUCCUAUCUUUUGGAAAAAUAAGAGAAACAGGUCAAAGAUAAAAAGAACCAUUAUCUUUGUCUAUGACAAUUAUUGUCCCUGACCACGCCAGAACGUAGUGGAUAGGGUUAGGAGGGCGUUGUGGCCUGGCAGGAGGCAACAAGAAGCUAGUAAGCUUCUCACUAGAUGUUGUCUUUAUGUUUUUUUGGUUGUAUGGCUGGGUUCCCUUUUGUGCUGAGCACCUUAUUGUAGGUUGGAGAUAGAUGCUCGACACUAGAGGGAUCAUAAAGGGACUAUUACGGUCUCCCAUAAAUGUUUUAUGUAUGGGUGUUAUGGUAAUUGUGUUGACUCCAUGGAUGAAAACACGAUGUAUGUAAGCAAUAAAUAUAAGUUGGCUCUAUCCAGAUAUGAUUAGAUUCAUGUCUAUUAAUGUUCAAGGGUUGAAUUUUCCUUACAAGAAAACCUCGUUGGUUAGGCUUAUUAAAAAAGAAAGGAUCAAUAUAUGUUUUUUGCAAAAGACUCAUUGGUUGGUAAAGAAUAAAAGGCCACUGCUGAACAGAUAUUUUUCACAUAUUUUUACUUCAUCUUCCAUAUUUAUAUAAAAAUAAAUAAAUAUAGAAAUAUUGUACCAGGAUAUAGAUAAAGAGGCUAGAUACAUGUAUGAUUUGUAAAAUAGAAGGUCAAAUUCAUACUUUAAUUAAAGUGUAUGCUCUUAAAAUAAAACCAUUUUUUUUUGGGGGGGGGGAGUUUAAUUCAUAGAAAAGACUGAGAAAAUUGCUAAGGGCAUUAUUAUAAUAGGAGUAGAUUUUAAUUCAGUUAUAGAUGUCAACUAAGAUAAAAUUAUACCAUGGGGGAAAAAAAUACAUUUAAGUAUCAGUAAAAUAGCUCACUCCUUAGAAGAUUUAUUUAAAAAAAAAAAAAAACUCUAUGAUGUCUGGCGAAUUAUGAAUCCACAUGUAAGGGAUUAUACACACUUUUCCCAAGUCCAAUAGUCGUAUGCAAGAAUCGAUGUUGCAUUAAGUAACCUUAUAACACUUCAUAAUAUUAAGAAAAGCUUUGUUAAAGAGAUAGUUUGGUCAGACCAUAAUGUUCUUAUAUGGUUUCUAAAAGGGGGAGAAGAACACUCUAAACAAAGAGAAUGGAGACUGAAUGAAAAACUAUUACAAAUGAUAAAGCAUAUCUUUGGGAAAUGACUGACUUAUUUUUUAAAGAAAAAAUUCUGUAAACUCUAAAUCCUUAUUAUGGUGCACAUUUAAAAGCAUAUGUAGAGGAUAUCUGAUAAAGAUGAAGGCUAUAGAAAACAAAAAGAGAGGGAAACAUUUAAAUACAUUGAUCUUUCUACCCUUCAAAAUCCCACCUCUUCUAGAUCAGCAGAAAUACUGAUUCUUAAAAAUAAAAGAAGAAAUCUAGAAAGUAAGUUGGAGCCUCGAAAAAUUAAAACAAUCUUGGUAUUUUAAAAAUAAUAAGACAGACAAGAUGCUGUCUAGGCAACUAAAAAAAAAAAAAAAAAAGCUAUCAAUAGAAUAUAUAGAAUAAAAGAUGAGAAGGGAGAAAUGUAAAUGGACCCGAAAGAAAUAGGAAAUUUUUUAAAUAAAUAUUACUCUAACCUGUAUAAUUUACCCCUUAAAACCGAUUUAGAAACUGUUAAAAAAUAUCUAGAUGAAAGACAAAUGACAAAAAUCUAAUCGUAACAAGAUAAUGAGCUAAACAAACCUUUCACAGAAGAUGAAGUAAAAUGGGCCAUAUUAUAUCUAACGAAAUCAGAUCUAAAGAGUCUUUUAUAAGGUAUUAAGGGAGAAUAUAAGUCCUUAUCUGACGAUGGCUUUUAGUGAAAUGGGAAAUAGUGGUAAAUGUCCAGAAGAAUUUUUGAGGGCAAAUAUUAUUUCCAUCUUAAAGGAGAAAAAAAAACAAAAAAAAAAAACGAAAUGUGAUUAACUACAGACCUAUUUCUCUAAUUAAUUCAAAUGCUAAGAUUUUGGCAGCAGUUGUUGCUCAAAGACUGAGACGGAUACUACAAUGCCUAAUCCAUCGCAAUCCGAUAGGCUUUAUGCCAUGAAGGGAGUCACAUAACAACAUCAGGAGGAUAAUUAGCAUUCUAGAUGAUGCUAAAAAGACUCAUCAACCUCUUGCAGUUAUUGCAGUUGACGCAGAGAAAGCCUUUGACCGCGUUGAAUGCCUUUUUCUGUUCCAGACUGAGCAGCUGUGGUAUUAUUAUUAUUAUUAUUAUUAUUAUUGUUGCCAUUUAUAUAGCACCAACAGUUUCCGUAGUGCUUUACAAUAUUAUAAGAGAGGGAAUUUUGCUAUAAACAGGACAAUUACAAUAAAACUUACAGGAACGAUAGGUUGAAGAGGACCCUGCUCAAACAAGCUUACAUUCUAUAGGAGGAGGGGUGUAAAACACAAUAGGAAAGGGAAUAGCAAUCGAAAUAGGUGGGAGUGAAGCAGAGUUGGAGGAGAGAGUAGAGUGCUGCUAUUUAGGAGAGAGCAAGAGACAGGUAUGUGAGGUAGAGGUUACUCUGGGAGGCCAUAAGCUUUCCUAAAAAGAUGGGUUUAAAAGGCACUUAAACCAUUAAAGACCACGGGAGAAUCUGAUGGCGGUAGGCAGGCUAUUCCAUAUUGGGGGACUCCAACAGAGACAGGGUGAAUGGAGGAGGUAUCAUUAAAAAAGGAGACACUGAACGAGUGUUGGGAGAGAUAGGAUGAAAACCAAGUGAGAACAGUGUCACCGAGAACGAGUGAUUGAUGAGUUUGAAGAAGGAGAGCAUGAUCAACAGUGUCAAAGGCAGCAGAGAGGUCAAGAACUAUUUGUAAGGAGUAGUGGCCUUUGGAUUUAGCUGCAAUUAGGUAAUUAGUAACUUUGAUAAGAGCAGUCGCAGUAGUGUUGAGGGGGUGGAAGCCAGAUUGAAGAGGGUCAAUGAGAGAGUUGUAAUUGAGGAAGUGAGACAUAAGGGUAAAGACAAGUCUUUCCAGAAGCUUUGAGGAAAAAGGGAGCAGAGAUAUGGGAUGAUAGUUAGAGGGGAUGGAUGGGUCGAAGGAGGUUUUUUCAGAAUAGGUACUACAGUAGCAUAUUUAAGGUCAGCAGGGACAAUGCCAGAAGAGAGAGAGCAGUUGAAGAUGUGUGUUAAGGAAGGCACAAGACAAGGGGAGAGAGAUCUUAUAAGGUGAGAUGGGACAGGAUCAAGCGGGCAAGUGGUGGGGCGAGCGGAAGCAAUAAGUGCAGUCACCGCUUGUUCCAUAGGAAAGGCAUGAUCUACGUGUGGUUGAGAAAGAAGAAGGCAGGAUGGGGAGAAUUCUUUCUUUAGCAAUUCAAUCUUGUCGGUAAAGUAGCAUACAAAGUUCUCUGCUGUAAGGUUAGUUGGAUGGGUUGCCACAGCAGGGCAAAGAAGAGAGUUAAAGGUGUCAAAGAGAUGCCUGGGAUUGCGGGAGCAUGAACUAAAGGGAGAGGAAAAUGGGUAUCAAUGGGUUUUCUUAUGAUUCCAUUAGGUCUCUCCACUCUUGCCCCACAGCUAGAACAGUGGGACAGGAUAUUAGAGUAGAUUGGUUUCCACUAAAGAAAGGAACACACUAAGGCUGCCCACUGUCCCUUUUGCUCUACAUUCUUACAACAUAUCUCCUAGCUAUUGAGAUAAGAAAUAAUGAUAAAAUAAAAGGAUAUCAAAUUGGUGAAGAACAAUACAAGUUCAGUCUUUAUGCUGAUGAUAUCCUGAUUACAAAAACAGAUCCAGUGAAAUCUAUCCCAGAACUUAUGAGGUCAUUUCAGGAAUAUGCAUUAAUCUCAAACUACAAACUAAAUAUUGAGAAAACUUUAAUUCUUUCUAACAAUCUUAAUAAAGAAAACAAAGCUAUGUUGUAAAAAUGAUUUUAAAUGUAAAUGGGAUUUGCAAGAACUCAAUUAUUUGGGAAUAAUUAUAACACAAGACAUAGACAUAAUGAUGGAGCGUAACUAUAUGACGAUUCUGAGGGAAACCAAUUUAAACAAUGGAGAAAGCUGCCACUAUUUUGGAUAGGCAGAAUUAAUGUACCUAAGUCAUUUAUACUGACAGUGGCGUACACACAAUCCAUGGGGCCCCGGGGCGAAACUGAUCUGUGGGCCCCCCUUUUUUUUUUUCCCACUCCCUCCCCCGACAGACACACACAAACACAUACAUACAUACAUACAUAGAGACAAACACACACAGACAGAUGCAUACAGAAACAUACACACAUGACACACAUACAUACAAACAGACAGGCACACAUCCAUACAUACAUACAGACACACACACACACACAGAGAGACACAUACAUACAGACCGACACACACACAUACACAGACAGGCACACACACAUACAAAAAUACACAUGCAUACAAACAGACAGGCAUACAUACAUUCAUACAGACACACAGACAGACACAUACAGACAGACAGACACACACAUACAGACAGACACACACACACAAGACACACAUACAUACAAAGACACAUACAUACAUACAUACAAACAGACACACACACACACAGGCAUACACACAUACAAAGACACAUACAUACAUGAUACAGUUUAAGGAACAGUGCACACAGAAAAACAAAAAUACAUUUUAAAUUGUUCAAGGCUACUCAAAAUUACUUAUUUCAGCAAACAAAUAUGGGUAUUCAGCUAUGUCAUAUGGUCAAAUUGUGUUAAGCCCACCACUCAGUCACAGUAGCCCAAUAUUAGUGGGUCCUACACUCAUUUUAACAUGUAAAUUUACAUGCUAACUGCAAUACUUUCAACUGCUUCUAGAAACCCCUAAAUCUAUACUUUCUUGUGGUCAAUUCCAAAGGGACACCUAUAGUGGAUAGGUGUUUAGCCCAAUAGGAAUCUGGUUCACUAAAGUAUUAGAAUACUAAUUGCCUUUACUUGGACUCUCUAAUCAUGGGUAGAGGUAUUCUUCUCUCAGGGGAUACUUUACCCAUAUUGUCAAAGGGUAACUCCAACCAUCAUGACCACUUCAGUGAUUUGAAGUGGUCAUGGUGGCAGGUGUCUGUAUGUGCAGUGUUUCACUUAGUUAGCCUAGAACAGUGAUGGCGAACCUCUCUGUGGGCACGCGGCCAUAGGUCGCUGGGGGAGAGAGACGCUGGCUGCCUGCAUCAAUGCAGAGUAGGCACUUGCCUGCCCGAAACGUUUGUUUUUUCUGAUCCUGAGGAAAGCCCAACAUGGGGCUGAAACGUCGAUCUCUUUUAAUGCAUAUCUAAUAAAGCUAUUUGAAUUUUUAAUAUAAGAAGACCGUGGAGUGCAGCUAUCACCUAUUUUGUUACUAUAUAUAUAUAUAUUUUUUUAUUUAUUAUUUCUUGUAGGAAUGGCAUACAUUUUUUUUUCCAGGGCUGCUUUGGAUUCCCAGGGAUUCCCAGUUUGGCUCUGCCAGCGAGUGCACUUUACCGCUGAAUCAUCUGUGCAUGGCCUAGAAGUAUUCUCUUGGGUUUGAGCCCUCUGGAGCUACCAACUCCACAUAAUGAGUCUUACAUACUAGUCUACCACACCAACCUCUUCACAACAGUACUGUGAGAUGGUGAUACUUACAUACUUAGUCAAUAGUAAAAAAAACAGAUCUGUUGGUGCACUGCCCAGAGUAAAAAUCCACAAGGUGCAGCGGAGCAACACCGCCAGGGGGUGCCUGUAACUGCACUACCCUGAAAAAAGGGUAUAACCCUACUACAAAAACCAAGGGGAAGGCAGUGAAUAUAAAAGCAACCUGUAUUGUAUUACAUGAGUUAGAGAUAACAAACAAAAACAAAAAAAUAAGUACAAUAAUACCCAAGGGGGAAAAGCCUUAACCGUUAUGUACAGCAUAGCCACAGGCUGCCAAACAAGGAAGGGUUAAUUAGGCUCAGAGAGAUCAGUGGUGCCUGGGGACAGGCCGGUGCAAAGAAUUUUGGGUACAUAGGCGAAGAUGCAUUUUUCCGCCCCCCCCAAAAACAUCUUCACCCAUGUGCCUCUUAACCUCCCUUUUGGGUUUCUUAUCCCGUCUUUUAAAUAUCUGACUCCCUUUAGUGUAUUUUAUCUCCUAUUUUUGUCUUUGUGUCUCCUAUCUCUCCUCUUUGUAUGAUUCUUACAUCCUCCAACAUUUUGUGUCUUACUCCUCCCAGCCCCUUUGUGUGACUCCUUUUCUCCCAGCCCAUUUGUGUCUUUUAUUCUUCCCAGCUCCUUUGUGUGUGUCUCUUUCCUUCUCAAGCCCCGCUGUGUGUUUCUUUCACAUCCAGCCCCUCUCCCCGUCCUUUAAUGGUCCCCUCCCUUCUCUGACCCUCACUGUUCCCUGUCGCUUAGUGUUCCUCUCCCCCCCUCCCUCCUUUUCCUGUACCUUAGGGUAUCUCUCCCCUCCUCUCCCUGUCCCUUGGUGCGCCACCCACCCCCAUAGUGGUCCCCUCCCCUUCCUGGUGUGCCUCCUACCUUUCUUGUAGCAUGGCUGAGCGGAGCGAAUCCCGGUACAGUGAGCUUUUCCUGUCAGUCCUGCUAGGUACAGGAAACAGAAGUUCCUGUACCACGGUACACUCCGCUUGGCCACGCUACAGUCAGGGGUGUAGAAACACUGACAGUCACACACACUCAAUGACAAACACACAGACAUCUCUGACAGCCAGACUCACUUAUCUGACACACUCAUUCAUUGACAGACACUCACACGCACACUGACAGACACAAACACUGACAGACUCAUUGAAAAACACACUGACACACACACACAAACUCACAGACACUGACAGACACACGUACUCACCACAUGCACACACUGACAGACACACUCACUCACACACACUGACAGACACACAUACUCAUACACACACUGACAGACACACUCACUCACACACACUGACAGACACACAUACUCAUACACACACUGACAGACACACAUACUCACACACACACUGACAGACACACUCACUCACACACACUGACAGACACACAUACUCACAUACACACUCACUCACACACUGACAGACACACAUACUCACAUAUACACUCACUCACACACUGACAGACACACAUACUCACAUACACACUGACAGACACACAUACACACACACACACACUGACAGACUCACUCACACACUGACAGACACACAUACUCACAUACACACACACACUGACAGACUCAGACACACACACACACUGACAGACUCAGACACACACACACUGACAGACAGACACACACUCACACACUGACAGACACACAUACUCACACACACACUGACAGACACACUCACUCAUACACACACUGACAGACACACAUACUCACACACACACUCACUCACACACUGACAGACACACAUACUCACAUACACACACACUGACAGACAGACACACAUACUCACAUACACACACACACACACUGACAGACUCACUCACACACUGACAGACACACACACACACACACACACUGACAGACUCAGACACACAUACACACUGACAGACUCACUCACACACUGACAGACACACAUACUCACACACACACUCACAUGCACACACACACUCACAGUAAUUAAUAAUCUAAAUUAAAUUAACAUUUCCCACCCAGCCUCCCUACCUGGAGAGCUGGCGUGGGUCUCUCAUUGGUGGUCCAGUGGGGCUGCUGGGAGGCGUGCGGCUGAAUUGGAUGCCGAGGUGGCGAGGGAGCUCUGAUCUCUCUGAUGUGCUCCCUCGCAGGCUGUUUACUGAUGCCGCGGGAGCCGGAAUAUGACGUCAUCAGUAAACAGCCUGCGAGGGAGCACAUCAGAGAGAUCAGAGCUCCCUCGCCACCUCGGCAUCCAGUUCAGCCGCACGCCGCGCCGGGGAUCCAGGAGGUGACCUGGCAGGAGGGAGCACUUCCCUCCUGCCGGUCACUGGAAUUUUGCGCCCCCAGAGCCGGUGCGCCCUAAGGCGGCUGCCUGUGCCGCCUUAUGGACGCGCCGGCCCUGCCUGGGGAAUAUGUAUGGUGAUUGCUAUAAGUGCUAUGUGUGCCAAAGGUUGAAUUAAAGCCCAGGGUUAAACUCUUUUAAAUACUAUAGAGUCACCAGAUAGCUUAUAUGUUCAAGGUAAUGUGUUGGAGAAAAACACAAUAAUAAAGAUAAGCCCCAAAUAGGGUUAAAAAAUCCUUAUAGCAGCUAAGGUUCCUGAUGCCUGACAGGUAGAAAAGAGUAGUGGGGAAGAAACAAAAUAAAACAUCAAAAUAUAAAAACCACACACACAAGGGACCGGAAGGUAGGACAGAAAAAAAACCCUGCCCCCCUCCCCUCCCUUGAGUAAAUAAGGUCACCUAGACUGGGUAAUAGGGGGUAACCCAAGAAAUUUUUGUUUUUGUUUUUGGGUUUAGUAUUUUUAUUGGUACCCUUUACGCAACAAAUGGGACAUUUUUACCCCUUUUUGGGUUACUAUAUACUAUAUACGCAUUCAUUUUCCCCCUUUUCCUCUCUCUUCUACUCAGGUUCUCUAUGCUGUCAUUCCCUGAGGUAUACGUAACAUAGUUUAGUUUACUGCCCUUUUUGGCAGUUUAUCAAGCUUAUUUUUGGCUUCUCAAUAUGUUAUACCUCUCUCUAUAUCAGACCCUAGAUAUCUCUGUUUAGUCUUAGGUUUUACUAUAUUCUAAUAAAGUUUUAUUUUUUUGGUACUAUUUAUACUUACUUUUGAGAUUGGACUGGGUUUCUUUCCUAUUGGCUGCCUUCUAGUAAGGCAGCUUUUUGGAAUUAUAUAUUCUUUAACAAAAUAAGACAACUCUCCUCCUUUCUGAUCUCUAGCUCUAUAGCCCUUUCUGAUCUCUAGCUCUCCCUUUCUGAUCUCUAGCUCUCUAGCCCUUUCUGAUCUCUAGCUCUCUAGCCCUUUCUGAUCUCUAGCUCUCCCUUUCUGAUCUCUAGCUCUCCCUUUUCUGAUCUCUAGCUCUCUAGCCCUUUCUGAUCUCUAGCUCUCCCUUUCUGAUCUCUAGCUCUCUAGCCCUUUCUGAUCUCUAGCUAUCUAGCCCUUUCUGAUCUCUAGCUCUCCCUUUCUGAUCUCUAGCUCUCCCUUUCUGAUCUCUAGCUCUCCCUUUUCUGAUCUCUAGCUCUCCCUUUCUGAUCUCUAGCUCUCCCUUUCUGAUCUCUAGCUCUCUAGCCCUUUCUGAUCUCUAGCUCUCCCUUUCUGAUCUAUAGCACUCCCUUUUCUGAUCUCUAGCUCUCCCUUUCUGAUCUCUAGCUCUCUAGCCCUUUCUGAUAUCUAGCUCCCCCUUUCUGAUCUCUAGCUCUCCCUUUUCUGAUCUCUAGCUCUCCCUUUUCUGAUCUCUAGCUUCCCCUUUCUGAUCUCUAGCUCUCCCUUUCUGAUCUCAUCAGACAACUUUCUAGUAAAUGUUGCUGCUGCUCUGAAACACAUUAGCUACUCAUGACUUACUAUUAGCUCUCACCACUCAGUGUGCAUGGAGUUAAAGCAGUAGGAUAUUGAAAGACUUGUUUUUACCUUUGUAGCUGGCAAUAUGCUCAAUCUGCAGUGGCAAUAUGCAGCUGGCAUGGGUAACAGAGGCAAUAAUUAUUACAAAUUGAAACUAUCAUAAUCGGCUCUGUCCACGGUCACAGCUUCAUCUAUGCAAUGAGGAGCUUCACAACUUUUCAACUAGCCACAUCAUGAAUGUCUCAGGUCUACAGAGUGACUGAGCACUUUAAAAAAUAUCAAAGAAAAUUACCUAUGCACAUUUAGCUAACUGGAGGUUUUUUAGUAUCACUUCAAUGGCCAUCAACAUCAAGGCUUUAUAAAAUACUUUAAAAAGAUGGUGGGAACUGUUUUUACCUACCUGAAACACUGACAACUCUUUGCUUUACUACGAGGGCUGGCUUACAAUGGUAAUAUUCAACCUGGCUCAUAUAUACAACUAGCCCCCUUUUUUGUAUGGGCAUGUCCACAGCAUCCUUUAAAUGAACACUACAAACAUGUAUUUGCAGGUCUCGCCAUCCCAGGUUUAUACCCUGGGGACACCUGGUAAAAUUCUCUAAGCAGCACAGGACAAGUGUAUCAAAAGAAGUGCUGGUGCUAAGCAAAUUGCUGUCAGGACAUUAAAGGAUCCUUACCCAGAGUUCUUCAAGAACACUCCGCGUAUGCGCUGGCAGAAAGGCAUUCAGUAAAUGUGGCAUGUAUUCAUGCUAGGCUGACAUGCUACAUUUUCUUGCCCCCUUUCUAGGCAGGUCCAAUGCAUUUUGCCAUUGCCAAGCAACCAAUACAUCAUUAGAGUUUCUGCAUGGAUUGGUUAAAGCAGGGGUAGUCAACCUUUUAAUACUUACCACCCACUUUUGUAUCUUUGUUGAUGGUAAAAUUUCCUUACCGCCCACCAGUGCCGCAGUAAUUAAUUUUAUAGUGCAACUGCAAGUUUUGGGGGGUUUUUUGUUUUUUUUUAGAAAGUAGAGGUUUUUUUAAAUAAAACAUAUGUACUUAAAUGUAUCUAUUUUUUUCCCUUUUUUUUUUUUUUUCUAUUUUUUUAUUCUACUUUUUUUCUAUGUGUGUCUGUGAGGUGCUGUGUGUGUGAAGGGUGCGGUGUGUGUGUGAAUGGUGCAGUGUGUGUGUGAAAAGGGUAGUGCGGGCAAGGGUAAAAGUGUGUGCCAUGGGGCAGUGUGUGCAAGGGGGCAGUGUGUGUGUGUGUGUGUGUGUGUGAGGGGUGUAGUGAGUGUGUGUGUGAGGGGGCAGUGUGUGUGUGUGUGUAUUGUAGUGUGUGAGGGGGCAGUGUUCGUGUGUGAGGUGUAGUGUGUGUGAGGGGGCAGUGUGUGUGUGAAGGGUGUAGUGUGUAUAUGAAGGGUGCAUAGGGACUAUGCUGUGUGUAGGUGCGUGAGAUGUGAAAAUCUAUCUCCCCCUUUUACAUUAGAGGGGAGACAUAAUGCUGCAAGCCCUUUUGGUCCAGUGGUGGUAUGUUCACUUUAGCCUGCAGCUCUUGCGGCUGCAGACUGACUCUACUGUCCUCCUGCAAGCACAGCACUGUAUCGGAGCAUUGCCAUGUAACGCACGGAAACGCUCCAACCAGUCUGCUCAUGGGAGGAACACAGAGCCACCCGGGCCCUUCGCUCCCUCUGCUGGAACUGAUUUGCCAGGGGGCCAGUGAUGGAGAUCUUACAUUUGUUUUGUUUGGAUUGGCUAAUAUUGUUUUUGAUUUGCUUCUUAACAUUAGCAAUGAUUCACUGAUACCUGAAAUAAUAAUUAUUCAUUGUUUAUUUCCUUACCACCUGAAAAUGUCAUAAAAUAUUGCCUGGGCAAAGUAUAAAUGCUAAAUUACAUCACUAUAUGAUUAUAAGUUUAUUUGUAAAGCUGAAUAAAAUGUUGUUUAACCCCUUAAGACCGGUGGGCGUACAAUUACGCCCUAUUUUAGGCGGCUCUAAACGCCGCCGGGCGUAAUUGUAUGCCCUCCGGCCUUUCUUUACUUACCCGGUCGCCGGCGGUCCCAUGCCGGCGAUCGCGGUGGGGACAACUCCCAGGGACCCCCCGCGGCAUGUCCGACCCCCUGGAAGCCCCCCGGCCAUGUUAGAGUGAGGUCCUUGCGAGGACCCCACAAUCACAUGGCCGGGUAGGCUGCCUGCUGCAUUGCCAGCAGGGGGGCUGCAUGUAAUGACAGGUGGUCCCCCUGCUGGCUGAAAAUAAAAUCAAAUAAAUUAAGUGUAAAAAAUAUAUAUAUAUACUUAGAUCAUAUAUAUAUUAUAUAUAUAUAUGAUCUAAGUAUAUUUAUACACAUAUACAUACACUGUCUAGGUGUAUUUUACUAUUAAUAUAUAUAUAUAUAUAAAACUAUAUAUAUAUUAAUAUCAAAUUACACGUACACUGAUACUGAUUAAAAAUAUAUAUAAUUAUUGUUAUAUAUAUUUAUAUAUAAUAUAAAAAAAUUAAAUAUGUAAAUACGUUAAAAAUAAUAAAAAAAAUUAUUAAAAAAUAUAUAGAUGUGUGUUAUUUCAUUCUAACUGUAUUGUGAUAUUAAUAUAUAUAUAUAUAUAUUUAUAUCAAAAUACACGUAGAACGAAAUAAUAUAUAUAUCUACAUACAUAAAUAUAUACGUAUAUAUCACUAUAUAUAUACCUAUAUAUAAAUAAAAAUAUUUUUAAAAAAUUAUAUAUAUAUACACAUAUUAAUUCUACAUAUAUAUUUAUGUAAUAUUUUUACAUAAUUAGGUAUCUUAAUUAAUUACAAUUAGCAGGACCUGCCUGACAACCCAUGCCGAAAUUAAAGGGAAUUUAAUUUGCUAGCACUAUAUUUAACCCUAUAACUUUCCAAGACACCAUAAAACCUGUACAUGGGGGGUACUGUUCUACUCGGGAUACUUUGCUGAACACAAAUAGGAGUGUUUCAAAACAGUAAAAUGUAUUACAACGAUGAUAUCGCCAGUAAAAGUGCACAUUUUUCAUGCACAAACAGCACUUACACGGACGAUAUUAUUGCUGUGAUACUUUUUGCUGUUUUGAAACACAAAUAUUUGUGUUCAGCGAAGUCUCCCGAGUACAACAGUACCCCUCAUGUACAGGUUUUAUGGUGUUUUCAAAAGUUACAGCGUCAAAUAUAAGGCUUGCGCUUCAUUUUUUUCACAUUAAAAUUCGCCAGAUUGGUUACGUUGCCUUUGAGACCCUAUGGUAGCCCAAGAAUGAAAAUUACCCCUAUGAUGGCAUACUAUUUGCAAUAGUAGACAACCCAAGGUAUUGCAAACAGGGUAUGUCCAGUCUUUUUUAGUAGCCACUUAGUCACAAACACUGGCCAAAAUUGGCGCUUUUUGCAUUUUUCACACACAAACAAAUACUAACGCUAACUUUGGCCAGUGUUUGUGACCAAAUGGCUACUAAAAAAGACUGGACAUACCCCAUUUGCAAUACCUUGGGUUGUCUACCAUUGCAAAUGGUAUGCUAUUAUGGGUGUAAAUUUCAUUCCUGGGCUACUAUACAGUCUCAAAGGCAACGUAACCAAUCUGGCGAAUUUCAAUUUCAAAUGUAACGUGCUAUAUUUGACCCUUUAACUUCCCAAAACGCCAUAAAACCUGUACAUAGGGGGUACUGUUUUACACGUGAGAUUUUGCUGAAUACAAAUAUGUGUAUUUUAUUGCAGUAAAAGCAAACAGUAUUAAGACAUUGACUGUUAAAAUGUCAUGUAGAACUAAAAAAAAUUAAAAAAAAUCUUAUUUUCUCCAAUUUUUUUCAUAUGCUAAAUAUUUGAUAUUAAAUGAAAGCCCUGUUUCCCCUGAAUAAAAUGAUAUAUAAUAAGGGUGGGUGUAUUUACUAUGAAUGAGGUGAAUUACGGUUGGACAGACAUGUAGUGCAAAUGCCAGGUUUUGUUUACAUUUUGUUUCGUUCACAACGUGUACAUUUGGCUCCGUGCUUAAGGGGUUAAAAAAGGGAAUUAGUGGGGAACGCUCUUCCUUACUUGCUAACUGUAUCAGACGUGAGCUGAGAGCUGCAAAGGCAGAAUCAAACAUUCAUUGCCACAUCUGGGAAACUGACAUGUAUUUAUAUGGUUUAUUUUGUUGAGUGAUAGACAGUCCUUCUAGGUCAUGGUGACACAGUAACACAUACAUAUUAGUUCUACUAGUUAAACACAAUCAACAACCAAAGUAAAACCCAUUUUUGUUUUUAUUUUCCUAAAGCAAUGUUAUAGUAUCCUGUGUCAUAUAUUAUUUUGCUUCAUUUUUAAUUAAAUUAAUGCAUAUCCUAACUGUCUUCUCUGUUCAUACUGCUGAGAAGCACAAUGUCCAGUCACCUUUUGAGGAUCCUUCUAGCAGUCUCCUGGUUGGUUAGUUGCAUUUGUCAGCCUGAAAGAAAAUACUCAUCCAGAUCACUUGCAUCUAAUUUUGGUAAGUAAAAACAUCAUUAUUUAUGUUCUCAGAGAAGAAAUGUGAAUGGGUGUCCACUCAGACCCAGUCUCCCCCUACCGUCUAUAGAGCCCCCCUACACACUAUACAGCCACCCUAGCCACCAUACAGCCCCCCUACCCAAUCACAGUCCCCAACCCACUCACAGACCACCUACCCAGCUUACAGCCCCCCUUCCCAUCAAACAGCCCCCUACCCACCAUACAGCCCCUCUACCCACUAUACGGCCCCCCCUACCCACCGCACAGCCCCCAUACCCGCUUACAGUCCCUCUAUCCACUUACAGUCCCUCUACCUACCAUACAAAACCCCUACCCACCAUACAGCUCUCCUACCCAACUUACAGAACUCCUACCCACCUCACAGUCCCCCAUCCACCUUACAGAACCCCUACCCACCUUACAACCCCCCUACCCACUCACAGCCCUCUUAUCCACCAUAUUAGAAAUAUAUAUAUACCAAUAAUAUAUAAGGCAUAUAUGUAUGCAUAUAUGUAUAUGUAUGCAUGUCUUGCCAUCCCAGAUGAUUGAGUAAUAUAUACACACAUAUUAUAUAUGUAUAUAUAUAUAUAUAUAUAUAUAUAUAUAUAUAUAUUGUUUAUAUAUUACUGAAUCAUCUAGAGUGGCAGCACAUAGCUGUACGUAUUACAAGUGACAAUACAUGGCACAGUGACUUAUGGGGCUGACAUAGAUUUUUUUUCCAGGGCUGCUUUGUAUCCUCAGUCCGGCCCUGUCCAGGGGUGUCGCUAGAGAUGGAACUUUAGUCCAUAGCAAUAUUUGAUGACCCCUACCCAAGGCCAAUGCUCAAUCUCACCCUUCAGCCUCUAUAGUCUUGCAUCCCUCAUCCCCAUCUAAUAGUGCUCUAAUUGUAUAAAUUAUAAAAGGUCAAUGCACUAUUAUUCAAUUGCCAGAAUAUGGUGCUAAUGAACUCCAAAUGCAGAGCUUUAACUCCCAAACACACUCUUUAACAACAAUUAUGGUACAGUUAUUUUAUAAAUAACUGUUCUUCUAGCACAGAAAGUGAUGCAGAUCUAUAAUAUCAUACUUUACUCUGUAGUUUAAAAUAAAUAAAUGGAAGAUUAAAAUAAGUCGAUAAUGUUGAUGUGAAUAUGAUGUGCAAGAACCUUGUUAAGAAGCUUAUUUGUAGGCUUGUAAAAAUUUAGCAUCCUGACAAAUAAUUACACUUUUUAUCUGAAUGUUUAGGAUUCUAUAAUCUUAUUUGUAUCAUUUUAACAUGUAAAUAGGUGUUGGUGCCAUUAGAAUUUUCAAUAUAGUUUUUGCUAAAUGUUUUCUCAAACAUUUUAUUUAAAUGAAAAAAAAUAACUUCACAUUUUUAUUUCAGGUAAAUCCCAAUGUGAUAUAAAUGUGUAUUUUACUAUCGACACAUCGGAGAGCGUGGCAGUGAAGUUCAACUCUGGCAUGGAUGAACUGAAAGUCUUUGUUAGUAUGUUUGUAACAAAGUUAAAAGAAAUCAAAAUACGAGGCAGCCAAACAAAAUGGAAAUAUGGAGCACUUCACUUCUCAGAUCAUGUAGAGUCCAUCAUCUCCUUAACACACGAGACAACUACAUUCAUCAAAGCAAUCAAUCAGGUCAAAUACAUUGGUCGUGGGACAUUUGUGGAUUGUGCUCUGAAAAACAUGACUGAAGCUCUCCAAAAGGAGUCAGAAGGAGGCAUAAAAUUUGGCAUUGUGCUUACUGAUGGCCACAUCACUGGAAACCCCUGCGGUGGAACCAUAGAGGCAGCUGAGGCCAUGAGAAAUGCUGGCGUUAAAACAUUUGUGGUCGCUACAAGUUCAGAUAGUAUAGAAGGUGAACUACAUGUGAUAGCCAGCAGCCCAGUGGAAAUAUAUAGAAAUAAGUAUCUGAUAAAUCCAAGCAGCCAAAGGAACAGAACAAUUAGUAGGAUCAUUAACUUAAUGGUAAGUGAGAGCUCUGGAUUAUGAUGGUUUUCUUUUAGAGGUAGGGAAUGCUCUAUUUAUUAAAACCAUUAGAUAUUUUACAAAACAAAUUAAUUAAUUUUAAAGCAGGAAAUAAUUUACUUAUGGAUGAAAGUGUUUUAUUAUGUUUGCAACCAUCUUGUUAAAUGCAUACAACACCAAUAAUCAUAAUAUUACAUAUUAAAAUUGACUGCUCAUAUGUUUGACCAUUUGAAAAUGUAACUGAGUAUGAAAAGUAAUGAACUCCUAGAGUAAUGAACAUCACUAAAUACAGACUAUGGGAAAAGUAGACAGUGAGGAAAGGCACAUAUAUAAUAGGGCUCUAACUACAGUAUAUUAGAGUCACCAGUUUGAUUCCUGCUCAGCUCUCUGAGGUCAACUCAUCUCCAUUUAACGAGCCAGUUCAGCAUCCAUACAUACAAUCAUAUAAACUGAUACCACUACAAAAAAUUCAACUACUUGCAGUUGUGGUCUUCCUAUUGUAUGCAUAAGUGUUCCCACCUUGAUUGAAUGGGACAGCACUCUUACUCAAGCCAACUCUUACUUAAUCAAAUCAUUUUGUUAGUGCUCCAUCAUCACAUUGAUUUAAUCAAACCGUUACAUUAAUCAUACUCAAUAUCUGAUAGGUCUUAUCAUACUGAUAGAUGGUUCCAAGACUAGAGACCGCAGGAGAUGCCCUGGACCACCAUGAUUGCUGGGAUAAAAAAGUGUGACACCUAGAAGAAGGUGUUUGCACACAAUGGGUUAAACUCUAUUAGACAAGAUAAGCUUACCUCUUAUUACUGAAUUCAAUUUCCUAUAGAAAUAAGUAGCAGAAUUGGAGUUAUGUGUAUCUUGUACAACAGAAUGCAGACCAUCAUAUCAAUAUCUAUUGUUUUAGUGUGAUGAUCCAUGCAAUUUCUUCAUUUUGUGUACACAUGAUUCAUAAAUUACUCUGUUUAAGUUAGGGUCACCUGACAGCUGAAUUCCCAUCAAUACACUUUCUAUUGUUUAAUCCAUGUUGAAAAUUACUGUGCAACCCAUACAGGUGAAAUGUCAUUGUCACUGGCAUUUGCCUUUAUUGUGAAUCACCAAUUGUUAAUGUAACUGGUAAGACAAUCACCUUUCAAUGAAUGAAUAAUAGCUGUAAGAGUUUGCAUGAAGAGCUCCACUUCAUAAUUUUUCACUAACUACAUCUUGUUAUCACCCGUUUGAUCUUCCAAGAUGGGCAAGUACACCCUGUAAGGUUUUGGACAUCAAUGUCAGGGAACAUGUUGGCCGUCAAGCUAUUAUUAAAUAGUCAGAAUUUUAGAUGUCAGUUUGAUCCCAGCUUUCAGAGUGAAAGUAAAGAUAUCACUAUAUCACUAACACAUAUUGUGAGGAAUUUAAAAUACUUCAGAAAAGUACAUAAAGAUAGAACAUAUCUUCAUUAAAUUGUCAGCAGUGUUUUAAAUUCCCUGCGCAUAGUGUAACUAUUCCAGCAGCUUCUUCCCUCAUGGUGAAGGUCAAUAUCAGCUUUGCAGAUGAGAAGUUAGAACUGUUUCUUUUUCUCCGAUGGGUGGAUUGCUGCCUCCUUGAGUUGGCAGAUGAUGCAAGCACCGGGUAGAUCUUAAUGUAGCUUUGAUUAGAAGAACUUGACUACAAUACUUUGAGUUCUUUUUAAAAAAGAUUGUUAUUUUAAGUUAUCUUUUUGUAUGUAUAUUAUUUUUGUUAUAUUUUUUUUCUCCAAUGGGUUGGCAUAAUAACAAAUAAACUACACAAUACAAAGUGUGCCAAAAAGCAGCCUGAAAAUAAGCAACAAGGAUCCAGACUUCAUAAAUAUGUUUACCGAUAAGAUGUAUGUAAGCUAUGAACCUGUCCAUUUCCAUUGUGUCCUUGUAUUUAGAGUGGAUAUGGACAUUUUCAAGAAUUUACUGAUUUGGCAUCCAGAUGGAGACUAUAAGUUUAUUUUCACCUCCAGUGAAACCAUCUAAUGUGUGCAGAAUCAAAAAGGCUACACAGGCAGGAUUUAAAAUGGUGGGACAAUAAGUUCUGUACUUGUUUCUAUAGAGGUUGAAGUUUAGGAGCACCAUACAACAUAGUCAGUUCCAAACUCGUCACAUAAUUUCCUGCAAACAUAUAUUAUUAUUAUCACUGGUAUUUUUAUAGUGCCAGCAUAUUCCGUAGCGCUUUACAAUAUUAUCAAAGGGGAAGAUUUAACAAUAAAUGAGACAAUUACAAAAACUUACAGGAACAAUAGUUUGAAGAGGACCCUGCUUAAACGAGCUUACAGUCUAUAUGUCACAUUGGUGCUCAUACAAUAUCUUCCUACGGGUAAGCUAUAGUCUUCUUUGUUUUAAAAUCUGAAAUUAAGCCAGAUUUCUACUGUCAUUUGAGCCCACAUGAUAUUAAAUGUUAGCCAUAGCUUUUUAAGAGAUUGUACCUGUGUUCCCAAUUAUAAGACCUCUUUCAUUGAACACCACGUCUCUGGAUUGUGAUACUAAUAUGUGGUUGAUUAAACAAAGACAUAUUUGAUACAACCUAGAUGUUGUUUCAGAAAGCCAAUAGAUGUAACCAAUGUUCUUAGAAAAUUAUGCAAGGAGGAGAGUCUUGCUCUGUUAUAUUUUUAGCAUCUUCUACCCUUGCAUAUAUUCAUUCCCCACAGCAUUUUAUCACAAUACAUUUUGGUGAAGAAUGAAACUUUUGAUAUUAUAUAGCAUAUUAUAGUGAAAUAUAAGUAGUACUUGCAAAACAAACAAGCAUAAGCAAUUUAAUUCUGCCUUAUACCACUUUACUUGUUAUUGAAGUAUUUGAUUUCCAAAAUACAAAAUGCAACCUUUGCAAUAUUAUACUGCUGUGAUAAUUUGUUUUAUUCUGUUUAUUUCCUUUAGGUCAAAGAAGCUGAGUCAGAGGUAAUCAAUUGUAUAAAUCAUCUGCAUAUAGAAAGAAUCCAUUGACUGAAAACCCCCCCAAAAAAUCAUAUGAAGGUCAUCAACAUUUUAAGAAAUGGUUCUGUACAAGCACUUUACUUUAUUCAUAAUAGGAUAAAAAGAGCAUACAGUCAGUGUAAAGAAUUAAAGAAAACGUAGUUAUUAGUAGGUGAUUUUAUUGAAAAUAGCAUUUAUACAUUAUGUUUCCAGGAAAACAAUUAUGUCUUGAAUCUCCAAGAACAAAUAUUCUGAUAAUACAUUUAAAAUUGACCUUAAUUGAUUACUUUUUAAAAAUAACAUUUAGUUCUCUGUUACCAAGGCUGACUCGAUGACUUCUACAAACUCAAAAUAUGUCGCUGUAUCUACUUGACCACUCUCAUUAAAACUUCUUGUACUUAGCAUGGCUUUUCUACAUAUGGUGCCUUCGUCAAAUUCCCCCAGGUGCUGCCGUCAUCUCCACUUUUGUGUUCCAAACGAUGUUCCCUUUAAUUACAAUUUUGCUCUAAUUGUAAGAAUAGAUCAAUUAAUCCUCUGACUGGGACAAACGUAUUGGCUAUGUGUAAUCAUACAUGGAUAGGUCACAAUUAAUAAUACUGUUCAUAAAGCAAAAUAUGCUUAGCCUUACUUUUCAUAAGUAUGACUUUGCAACCAAAGAGAAACUGUGUGCAGAUCGAUAUACAUAUGGAUAUAUUUAUUUGUUAUGCAUAGCAUCUAUAACUUGUAUUCUGUACCUGUAGUGUAAUAUAUGUACUGUAAUAAAUUGACAUUGGUAUUGUCAUUUCAGUGCAGUGGAACAAUAUGCUUACCAAUGGCAGGCGUAUCCGGCUUGAAAGGCAUGAAAGGGUAUAAG
Molecule: messenger RNA, 24002 nt
Organism: Pelobates cultripes (western spadefoot toad)
Lineage: Eukaryota; Metazoa; Chordata; Amphibia; Anura; Pelobatidae
Source: the annotation of a GenBank genome assembly